CACUCAAUUCUAUGGUUGCGAAUCAGCUGUUUUCUACUUGUUGAGUGUUCAAUUUGAAAAUGUAUUCCAAAAAGUAAAAAUUAUGAAAGUACUUAACAUUAAGAACCAGUUUGGUUUAAUUUAUUUACCUACAAGCAGAUUUUGAUCGUCUUCCAAAUGGAUGCUGAACAGAAAUUGGCACAAUACAGAGCAAGAAAACGCAGGCAGGAAUAUUUAGAAAGUGUUACUGGGUCUCUUCGGUCUUUCUUUACUUCGAAAGUAACCGGAAGAAAUACAGUUAUGACGGGAACAGUUAACGAACCUCUUGUUAUCGACGGAGUAUCUGAUGAGGAAUUGGAAGAAGAUGAAAACUGUAGUUGGUCAUAUUUACAAAUUGUAACGUACAUUCUCUAUUUUAUACUGUGGGGCACUGUGUAUUUGAUUUUUAUUAAGUUACAAUUUGGAAUUAUUUAUCUUAUAAUCUCCGCAUUGAUAGGUAUAUACUUAAACACACGUACCUCACCAAAGAAGAGAAAUGAAGUUAGUGCCUAUUCAGUGUUUAAUGAAAAUUGUAAGAGCAUCGAUGGUACUUUAAAAGCGGAACAGUUCGAAAAAGAAAUUAGAUUUGGCGCUAUAGGCGUGCAUUAGUAAUGCCAACGUGGGUCAGUUAAAUGUGAUAUUUUUAUUACAUAAUAUUUAUUAACAGGAAAUACUUUUUUAUGAAUAUAAGAUGUUGUAAUUGUAUUAAUUAUUAAGUGUAUAUUAUUUGGGAUAUGACAAAAUAUAAUACAGUUUGUAGGUAAAAGAUAAAA
Molecule: messenger RNA, 791 nt
Organism: Photinus pyralis (common eastern firefly)
Lineage: Eukaryota; Metazoa; Arthropoda; Insecta; Coleoptera; Lampyridae
Gene: Saysd1
Product: SAYSvFN domain-containing protein 1
Exons: 2
Coding region: 157-627 (156 amino acids)
Source: RefSeq, a predicted model, not a curated record